Molecule: messenger RNA, 3299 nt
Organism: Wyeomyia smithii (pitcher-plant mosquito)
Lineage: Eukaryota; Metazoa; Arthropoda; Insecta; Diptera; Culicidae
Gene: Atg4b
Product: cysteine protease ATG4D
Exons: 5
Coding region: 393-2228 (611 amino acids)
Molecular function (GO): protein-phosphatidylethanolamide deconjugating activity
Source: RefSeq, a predicted model, not a curated record
ACCCUGUGCUGUUGUGACAGGACAACCACUGAAACAGAACAAAGCAGUAAAGGGAAUCUAGAAAAAAACAUCAGUUUUUCCAUUAUUUUUUUUUCUCAUACACAUAUUACUUGAGACAUAUUACGUACGGUCAUCGUCAUUGAGUUUGUGUCAGCAUUUAAAUCGAACUGUGAAAAAGCAUCAUAUUUAUCAGUUGGGCUGUUGUUCUGCAAAGACUGUGUUCACCUGGAGCCCUACAAUCCAUUACGUUAUCAAAGCUCCUCGCAAUCGAUCUACUUCAAAGUUUGCCCAGAACAGAAUAUGCAACCUUGAACUCUUCUAGUAGAAACUAUAGACAAAGCAGAUUGGGAAGUUUCGAGCGGGCAUUAUUGCUAGUAAGGAAACGCCAGGAAAUGAAUUACGAUGUUCUACUCAAUCGGACAUCGUUCGGGCGCUUGAACGUGAGCCAACAGAUACGAAGUAUGUCCGAGGGUGAAGGUCAACAGCCAAUGUAUCAUCAGCAGCGUACAAAUGAGACUCCGAGUAGAAAAAUUUCCGACCUUGGCAGAAUGAAUCUGGAAUGCAGCCCCGGAAGUAGUCGUAGCACUCCAACUCGAACUGGCUGCUCCGGGACAGGAAACGGCAGUGACGAGUUGAAAGGAAAGGUUGAAUCUAAGCUUAUGACCAUGUGGAAUAAUGUAAAGUUUGGCUGGACCGGAAAAAUUAAAACGAAUUUUUCCAAGGAACAACCUCUCUGGCUGCUGGGGCGAUGUUAUCAUCAAAAGCCCACUCCAAUACCUUCGAUGGAAAGCUCGCUUGAACUGAGCAGCAAUAUUGAAACGAAUCAACUAGUAUUCGCAAAUGUACAGCAUCCCAUCGUGCAACUGCAGGAACAAACCUCGGAAAUAUAUGUGGAGUCUCCACCGGAAGAAACUGGUACGGAUGCCAUAGAAGACAUAAGCCCCGAAGCAAUUGUGGAAGAAGAAGGUAUCGAAGCAUUCAAAAAAGAUUUCAUUUCACGUCUCUGGAUGACGUACCGAAAAGAAUUUCAAACGAUGGACGAUUCAAACUAUACUUCCGACUGUGGCUGGGGUUGCAUGAUUCGGUCCGGGCAGAUGCUGUUGGCACAAGGUCUUUUGACUCACUUCCUGGGCCGUAACUGGCGAUGGGAUUCGUCGGGUGAAAGUUUGCGGCUGAAUUACAACUCACUCAGCUACGAAGACGGUAUUCACCGCAAGAUUAUCCGUUGGUUCGGGGAUACUUCUUCACGGACCAGUCCUUUUUCGAUACACACGUUGGUGGCGCUCGGUAAAGAAACAGGCAAGAAACCUGGAGACUGGUAUGGUCCCGGUGCGGUUGCCCAUCUCAUCAGACAAGCGGUUAAACUUGGUUCUCAGGAAAUUGUUGAUCUUGAUGGAGUCAACGUUUACGUUGCGCAGGAUUGUGCCGUUUAUAUACAGGACAUAAUUGACGAGUGCACGGUGUCUGCGUCUCCUAGCGUAGCACCGUGGCAGAAAAAGAUGCCAUCGCAUAACAGCCCUAACGCUUCCGCCACAAAUUCUCCAUGCAUCAACAAUGCUAAAACUGCAAAUUGCCCCCUACCAUCGUCGGAAAACACAAGAGACUGGAAGGCUCUGAUUCUGCUGGUGCCUUUACGUCUUGGAACGGAAAAACUAAAUCUGAUCUACAGUGACUGCCUGAAGGCGAUGCUUAGUUUAGAAAAUUGCAUUGGUAUCAUCGGCGGACGACCAAAGCAUUCACUGUACUUUGUAGGUUAUCAGGAGGAUAAGCUUAUCCAUCUGGAUCCGCACUAUUGCCAGGACAUGGUAGACGUACAGCAGGAAAACUUCGCGGUUUCGUCAUUCCACUGCAAGUCGCCUAGAAAAAUGAAACUUAGCAAAAUGGACCCUAGUUGCUGCAUCGGAUUUUACUGUGAAACUAGAAAGGAUUUCUUCAAAUUUGUCGACAACGUUAAACCGUUCCUUCUGCCAGCGAAACAAUCGAUGAGUAGUAGUUUCACUAGCUCAACAGGUUUGCAUCAGUUCAAUGAGAUUACUUAUCCGAUGUUCGUAUUCUGUCGAGGCAAGAGCAGCGAACAGCAGAUCGAUUUGCCCCAGCGACCUCUCUAUCGAUCCCCGCCGGCUCCGCCGCCACUUUCCACCUAUCACGCUUCGCAGUCGCAGCAAUUGCAAGUGCAGGACGACGAUGACGAUGACGACGACGAAUCGAUUGAGUUCGUGAUUGUAUAAUUUCGGCUUUUUUCACCCGUGACGCACAACCACUCGGUUCGGUAAGUGCGCAUCCGCUAGCACCUGCCGGAUACAGAAUUGAUACGCAUUCCGCCAAGAGUCUCCCGUUAGCCCCACAUUUUCAGUUCAAAUAAUAGAGAAAUUCUUCAUCGACUAGCAGAUUUGUUUUAAACAUAAAUCUAAAAAAGCAGGUUUGUAUCGCUGGCUUGUUUUGCUUGGGAUGUCGCGAACUUCAUCCCAGGGUUGAACCUGAUACGAAAAUCAUAGCAUGUACUUAUAAUGAGGGGUAUAGUAAGAUAUUAAGAAUAUUCUUCAUCAUAAUAGCUACAUUUGAAUUAUUUAGAGAGUUAUUGCAAAAAAUGCGCUUCUUUAUAACGCAAACAAGUCCUAUUUGUGCUGUAGAAAGUAAUAUAAUUAUGUAAUUAUUUAUUUAUGGAUAUAGUGUAUGUCAACAAAUUAAUACUUGUUCGUACUAUUGGCAUUCGAUCAACCUCAUAUGACCACCUCGAAAGCUGGCUUCGAGAAUAAAGCGCUUAUCGAAUCAUUCGGAUUUUUUUAUGAUUAGUUCAAAAUUUUGUUUACACGACAAGAAUAAUACUUCCGAUUAGAAAAAGCUUUGUUAUCCUAUGUUUUGUUUCAAUAACGGUACCGAAGUUCUGUAUGUUGUGCGUGUUUAAAGUGAGCGGUGAUUUGAAGCUCGAAUAUUUCUUUGCUAUUUUUUUCAAACUCUUAUAUCCAAUUUUUAAUUGUUAUCUGCGCGAUACUCAAUUUUGCACACAUGUGGUUUUAAAAUGCUUGAUUAGCGAUUUAUUUUCUUUGCUCAGCAAUAUUCCUUCAAUUGACCUAUAGUUUAAGAGCAAUCGUCUUGUCGAAUGGAGAAGGGACAUUCAUUAUUUAAUUAUUAACAUCCAGUGUUCCUUCCCUGCAAACAUAUAUCUGUUUAAACAUAGAAGAAGCUACAAUAAUUACGCGAUGCGUCAGAUUCAUCAUACCUUAUAACGAUUAUCUGUAACAGAUCCCAUACACCUGUAAAUUGUGAUUGUAAUAAUACUAAUUGAAAAAUACAACCUA